Molecule: messenger RNA, 2241 nt
Organism: Dipodomys spectabilis (banner-tailed kangaroo rat)
Lineage: Eukaryota; Metazoa; Chordata; Mammalia; Rodentia; Heteromyidae
Gene: Ccdc71
Product: coiled-coil domain containing 71
Exons: 2
Coding region: 116-1744 (542 amino acids)
Source: RefSeq, a predicted model, not a curated record
CGGCCAUGUUGGAGCGGCAGAGGCGGCGCAGCAGCGCAUCCUGGGGUCCCCGCGGCGGCGCCGGUGCCAGGCGCUAGUUUGUGGAUACCCAGAGAGAUCUGCAGUGCCUAAUGCCAUGAGCGUGGUGGCGCAGCAUGUGGAAGAAAAAGCUGUCCACUCCUGGUCACGCAUCUCCACAGCAGGGAAGAAGGUGCUGGAGGAGGCAUUGCUUGUCUUUAAUCCCAUGAGCCAGGAUCUCUGUGCCACCGAAGCCCAACUUGUGGCCUUUCUGCAGGGCCUGCGAGAUGAUGGCUUCCAGCCAACCAUUCUGCGCAGCGGUGAUGUCUAUGGCUAUAGUUCGUGCACAGCCUCUCCCCCAAGCCAGACGAAACCACAAGCUUGUGCCAACUCAACUUCCACAUCCCCUCCUCCAGCCAGUGCUCCCCAAACGGCCAUGCCGUUAUCCACAAGCCCAACCACACUAUUCCCUAUGUCACUGUCUGGCAGGCUGGCCAAAGAAUCCACACCAGCUCUUGCCAAGCAUACUACCACCAACCUGCUGCUGAGUUCCCUGAAGCAGUCAAGUGCCAGCCACACCAGUGGCAAAACCGUGGGCUUCCCUGCCCACCUUUAUCCAGGUGUUUACCCUGCCAUGCAGCUCUCUGUUGUCCUUGAGGCCCUGGUUCCAUUCAAGACUCACCUGCCUUGCUUGGAUGCUAAGCACAAGGCCCGGUCCCUGCAGCUGUCACUUGCAGACUGUCCUCUAAAGCUGCGGAAAGGUUUGGGAAAAGGUCCAGGGAACCCUGCACCCAAAGCCCCCAGAAAAAACACAACAAGCAAGGGCCUCAAAUGUCUGACUCACAAAGGCCAGGGGACCGGACCCCGACAAGGCACUGGGCCCCAGAACAAGACCUCUAGAGCCACUGGGUCCCACAAUAGCAUGCAAGUGAAAAAGAGCUCUGCCCUAGGCACCAAGACGAAGGCAGCUGGAACUCUGAUCAAAGCUGCCCAGGCUCUUGUCAGUGUAGCUCAAACACAAGCCAAGGCAGCACUGGCCAGGGGCAAAACAGCCCUGGUCAGAGGCAAGAAGGUACUGGCCAGAGGCAAAACAGCACUGGUCAGAGGCAAAACAGCACUGGCCAGGGGCAAAACAGCACUGGUCAGAGGCAAAACAGCACUGGUCAGGGGCAAAACAGCACUGGUCAGGGGCAAAACAGCACUGGUCAGGGGUAAAACAGCACUGGCCAGGGGCAAAACAGCACUGGUCAGGGGCAAAACAGCACAGGUCAAGGCCCAGAAAGCACUGCCUAAGGGAAAAUCAGCACUUCCCAGAGGUAAGACAGCACUCGCCAAGAGCAAAACAGCACAGGCCAAGGCAAAAGUCGUGGUCACACAAGCCAAGGCUAAAGCAAAGGCAAUAGAUGCCAAAGCCAAGGUGGCUCAGACCAAACCCAGAGGCAGGCCAAAAGGAUCUGUUCAGAUCAGGACUGCAAGGAAGACCCAGAAAAGCCAGUCUGAGACUGUGGGACAGAAGAGGAAAAAGGCUGAGGAGGCAAAGGAUCUUCUUCCCAAGAAGAGGACACGGCUUGGACUCCAAUCUAAGGCUUGGCUGGGGCCUGCUACAGCCAAACUUAAGGCCCGUGCUAUAAAGGUAGAUAAGCAGUCCUCCGAUGACGAAGUUCUGAAGUGGGCCCAGCGAAUCUUCCGGGUGAACCUGUCUCCUAUAAUACGGCUUCAGCCAUUGCUGCCAUACUCAACAUCCUGAUUCCUUCGUAAGAAUGUUUAGAAGAGCUCUGCAACAGUGAGGACUCUGAGUACCUCUCUAGGGCCCUGGUGGGCCAAUCAGCCUCCUCUCAAAAACUGGAGGAUUUGGGGUAGGGUGGGAAGUGGGAGGGGUGUUAUGGCACAAUGCACUGUGACUUGUUCUUUGAGUUGUAUGUUCCCUGUUAGCUUCUAUCACAUUUUAUACCUUUCCACCUUUUAGUCUCCCUGCUCAUCGUGUGUGUGUGUGUGUGUGUGUGUGUGUGUGUGUGUGUGUGUGUGUGUGUGUGUGUGUGUGUGUGUGUGUGUGUGUGUGUGUGUAGCUGCUGGCAGGCCAGCUUGAACCUGGGGAAAUUAGAUGAAAGAGAGGAUCUUGGUAGCUGGGGGUAGAUAGUUAAUUUGAGUAACGAGAGUGGGCAAGGCUUCAAGCCUCUUAGAAAAAGUAAGGCGUAGUUCAGGUGUUUAGCUACUUUUGAGUAUGUGAGAGGGACCUCUUCCCCC